Messenger RNA from Zootermopsis nevadensis, 648 nucleotides. The record is from RefSeq and is a predicted model, not a curated record. Lineage: Eukaryota; Metazoa; Arthropoda; Insecta; Blattodea; Termopsidae.
AUGAAUUUUGACAACUAUGAAAGAUGGCUCAAAACGAAGUUAAUUCCAAACCUUCCACCAAAUUCGGUAUUAGUAGUGGACAAUGCAGCUUACCAUAACGUACAACUUAAUCCGGCUCCAACUUCUUCAUCUCGAAAAAGUGCUAUGAUCGACUGGCUUUCAGAUCGUAGCAUUCCUUUCAGUGACGGAAUGUGUAAGCCCGAAUUGUAUUCUCUAAUUAAACUGCGUAAGCCACGAUUCAAAACAUUCAAAAUUGACGCUCUACUGUCUGAACAUGGCCACUCUGCCCUUCGCUUGCCGCCAUAUCAUCCAGAUCUGAAUCCGAUUGAACUGAUAUGGGGAUUGGUCAAAGAAUAUGUCGCCAGAAAGAAUGUCAGUUUCCGUCUAGAUGAUGCUAUGAAACUAGCUGAGGAAAAGUUUAGUAGCAUCACAAAGGAAGAAUGGACCUCGAGGUGCAACAAAUCCCGUCAGUGCGAACAGAAUUACUUGCGGUUGGAACCUGUUCUUGAUGACAUUUCGGAACAAAUUACAGUUAAUUUACAAGAUGGCAGUGAUACCAACAGUUGUAGCAGUAGUGAGGAAAACGAGAGGGAGGAAGAAGAUGCAGAAGAAGAUGAUGGGGAAUUAAGUGGAAUAGAAGCUUUGUAA